Molecule: messenger RNA, 456 nt
Organism: Diatraea saccharalis (sugarcane borer)
Lineage: Eukaryota; Metazoa; Arthropoda; Insecta; Lepidoptera; Crambidae
Source: the annotation of a GenBank genome assembly
AUGACAUUUAUCUGUUUUUAUUUUAAGGACGUUAUCCGUUUGGAGACUCAAUACUGGUCGCUGGUAGAGAUCCCUCGCCAGGAGAAGGCGGAGACGGUGCCAGCAUUUGUACUAAGAGCGUGUGCUAUUAUGGAGAAGACUCAAAAGUCAGGUGAAGGAGUUAAGACUUCAGCCAAAUUAGCCGAAGAAGCCGCUGAUAGAAGGGAAAGGAUAGAAAGACUGAAUGACAUGACGACCUCCCAAAUUGAAGCUGAGAACACCCAGAUGACAAAUGACCUGUACCGCCUGCUGAAGAAGUACACCGGCUUAAGGAAUCUCAUCAGAGAGUUAAAGUCAGACUACGUAAGCUCGAAGGUGUAUCCGAUGUUCCCCCGAUACACAAUGUUGAAGGACAUGAUAAAGGACAUCAUGCAUGACCCCGACUACAUGGAAGUCUGCCAUGAGGUGGACCCAUAG